Molecule: messenger RNA, 9921 nt
Organism: Stegastes partitus (bicolor damselfish)
Lineage: Eukaryota; Metazoa; Chordata; Actinopteri; Pomacentridae
Gene: mical3a
Product: microtubule associated monooxygenase, calponin and LIM domain containing 3a
Exons: 45
Coding region: 296-7987 (2563 amino acids)
Molecular function (GO): protein binding; FAD binding
Source: RefSeq, a predicted model, not a curated record
CUGCUGUGUGGCUCCUCGCUCCGGCCUCAACCAGCCCCAGCGCGCCGAACAACACACGGAGGCUUUGGAUCUGUUUACCCCUCAAAUCUGCCUUUUUACACCCGGACAUGGAUUUUACGAUCCCGCCACGCGUGAGUGGAUUAUAAAGCCACGGGAUUUCAGAGAAUGAAGAUGCCUGAGGCUGGGAGUUAGAGCCCUCCACCAGAGAGAGGCUGUUCCAGGGUUGGGGCUGGACCCAGAGACCCCUGCCAGGGGCAGGGUGAAGGGCCCUCACAGCCCUACGUGAGCCUGGACCAUGGGGGAUGGAGGCGCCGGUGCAGCCGGAGGAGACGGGGUGAACCUGUCCCACGUCCUGUUCGACAAAUUCGUCCAGGCGACCACAUGUAAGGGCACGCUCAAGGCCUUCCAGGAUCUCUGUGACCACCUGGAGGUCAAGCCCACUGAGUACAGGGUCUUCUACCACAAGCUCAAGUCCAAACUCAACUACUGGAAGGCCAAGGCGCUGUGGGCCAAGCUCGACAAGAGAGCCAGCCACAAGGAGUACAAGAAGGGCCGUGCCUGUGCCAACUCAAAGUGUCUGAUCAUCGGUGCGGGGCCAUGCGGCCUGCGUACAGCCAUCGAGUUGGCCUUCCUGGGGGCCAAAGUGGUGCUUCUGGAGAAGAGAGAUGCCUUCUCCAGGAACAACGUGCUGCACCUCUGGCCUUUCACCAUCCAGGACCUCAGGGGCCUCGGGGCCAAGAAGUUCUACGGGAAGUUCUGCGCUGGUGCUAUCGAUCAUAUCAGUAUUCGUCAGCUGCAGCUAAUGCUGCUGAAAGUGGCUCUCCUGCUGGGCAUCGAGAUCCACGUCAACGUAGAGUUCAAGGGUCUCAUCGAGCCCCCCGAAGACCAAGAGAGUGAAAGGAUCGGCUGGAGGGCUGAGGUCCACCCCAGGACACACCCUGCCAGCGAGCUGGAGUUUGAUGUCAUCAUUGGAGCAGACGGAAGGAGGAACACGCUUCCAGGGUUUCGACGCAAGGAGUUCCGAGGCAAACUGGCCAUCGCCAUCACGGCUAACUUCAUCAACAGGAACACGACGGCGGAGGCGAAGGUGGAGGAGAUCAGCGGCGUGGCCUUCAUCUUCAAUCAGAAGUUCUUUCAGGACCUCAGAGAAGCAACAGGUAUUGACCUGGAAAACAUCGUCUACUACAAGGAUGACACGCAUUACUUUGUGAUGACUGCCAAAAAACAGAGCCUGCUGGAGAAAGGAGUCAUUCUGCAUGACUACGCGGACACGGAGCUGCUGCUGUCCAGAGGUAACGUAGACCAGGCCGCCUUGCUGUCUUAUGCACGAGAGGCUGCAGAUUUCUCCACCAACCACCAGCUCCCCACGCUGGACUUCGCCAUCAACCACUACGGCCAGCCCGACGUCGCCAUGUUCGACUUCACCUGCAUGUACGCCUCAGAGAACGCCGCCAUGGUGCGCCAACGCAACGGCCACAAGCUGCUGGUGGCGCUGGUGGGCGACAGCCUGCUGGAGCCCUUCUGGCCGAUGGGCACUGGCAUCGCACGAGGUUUCCUGGCAGCCAUGGACUCGGGCUGGAUGGUGAAGAGCUGGGCCCAGGGAAAAAGCCCUCUGGAGGUGCUGGCUGAGAGGGAGAGCAUUUACCGUCUUCUGCCUCAGACCACACCGGAAAACGUCAGCAAGAACUUCAGUCAGUACAGCGUGGACCCGACCACACGCUACCCCAACAUCAGCCUUAACUUCCUCAAGCCCAGUCAGAUGCGGCACCUCUGCGACACGGGCGAGUGCCGGGAGAUCCGCAUCGAGAUCGAGAACGUGAUCAACUCGUCGACGCCCAAGCUGGCCAGGAAUGACAAUUGCCUGCUUGACAAGCAGUUGCAAGAAUCCAUAGCUCGAUCCAGUAAGCUGCUCAACUGGUGCCAGAGACAAACGGAGGGAUACAGGAAUGUCAAUGUAUCGGACCUCACCAUGUCCUGGAAGAGCGGCCUGGCGCUGUGCGCCCUCAUUCACCGAUACAGACCCGAUCUCAUUGACUUCGACUCUCUGGACGAGCGAGACCAGGAGAAGAACAACCAGUUGGGCUUCGACGUGGCGGAGAGGGAGUUUGGGAUCUCGCCAUGCAUGACUGGCAAGGAGAUGUCUUCUGUAGUGGAGCCAGACAAGCUCUCUAUGGUCAUGUACCUCAGCCAGUUUUACGAGAUGUUUAAGGACACAGUGCCACCUGGAGAUAACCACAACCUGAGUCCAGAGGAGAAGGCUGCACUGAUCGCCAGCACCAAGUCUCCCAUCUCCUUCCUCAGCAAGCUGGGCCAGAGCAUAGCCAUCUCCAGGAAGAGGAACCCCAAGGACAAAAAAGAGAAGGAUGUGGACGGUUUGGGGAAGAGGAGGAAAACCAGCCAGUCUGAGGAGGAGGAGAUGUCCCGGUCCGGCCGUGACGACAGGCCAUCUGUCCCCUCCGUCCUGACCGAGAGGAAGAUGGACUCUGCUGCUGUGGGGAACCACAACAAAGUGAAGGUCAUGGCCACCCAGCUGCUCGCCAAGUUCGAGGAGAACGCUCCGGCCCAGCCCACGGGACUCAAAAGACAGGGGGAAUCUCUGCCCAAUUUGGACCGCCUUUUGCCCCUUACCCCACCACAAACCCCUGUGAAUGAGCCAGUGCGCCUGGCACCUGUCCCAGCCUGGAGAAAGGCCAGAAGUGGUGCAGACCAACUGUCCAGCUCGGGCUCUCGGAGCUGCCCAAAGAAAACCAUUCUGCUCCCUUCUUCCUCCUCCACUUCCUCGCUCUCUCUUCACUCCGAGCGCGUACGUAAAAGUCCGGACGAAGAGGAACUUGAACACUACGAGAGGCCGCAGACACACGGGGCGUGGAUGCCGCUGCACCUCGCUGACCCGGGACCCAUUCACAUUCCUGGUAUUCAGGAGCGGGCCGAGCGCCUGAUCUCCAGGUUUAAGGGCAAAGCGGACAAGCCGCCCAAGGUGAACGCCCAUGCAUGGACUUGUUGUGAGAACUGGGCUUGCUGUUGUGCCAUUUAUCGGGCCUAUUGGUGUAUGAGUCUAACCCCCUCCUCUCAACCAUUCCUCUCCCUCCUGAAGCCGAAGAAAAAGCCGUCCCGUUUCUUUUUAGAGCAGUGGCACUUGUCCCGAGACCUGGCUGUCAGUCCCGGUUCACCGCCGUCCCGUCACCACUCAGAGGAAUCGGCGAGGCCUCUGGAAUCCGAAGGCCAGACGCCCAUAUACGUGCUUAGCAUUCAGGAGAGGGCCGAGCAGCUCGCCUCUCAGUUUGAGGGCAAGCCGGCCGGACCGCAGCCGAAGAAAAAGCCGUCCCGUUUUUUUAUGGAUCAGUGGCACCAGGCCCGAGCCCACAGCCCCCCCGACUCUCCCCCUUCCACCUCUGACACCUUCAGACAGCGCUAUGUGAGGAUGUACACGGGGGGAGUUAGCUCAUUGGCUGAGCAGAUAGCCAAUCAGCUUCAGUCUCAGGAAGAUCCCAAGCCCCCACAUGUACCUGAAAAGAGGGAUUUGGGCUCGCUCAGGAAAGAGUUCCCCGUCAACAUCGGAGGCAGCGACGUUUGCUUCUUCUGUCGAAAGCGCGUCUACGUGAUGGAGAGGCUGAGCGCGGAGGGGAAGUUCUUCCACCGCAGCUGCUUCAAGUGCGACUACUGCGGCACGACGCUACGCCUGUCCUCGUACGCCUUCGACGUGGAGGAUGGGAAGUUUUACUGCAAGCCCCACUACUGUUACCGUCUGUCCGGCUAUGCUCAGAGGAAGAGGCCGGCUCCCUCCCCUGCUCCCAUCACAGCUAAGGAGAACCAGAUGCCCCAAACUCCCACGACGACCGUAGAUGCCCCCGGACGGGCGAUGGCGGCGGCAGCCCCCUCGGCCGAGCUCCAACCCUCAGUACCGGAGGUCAACGGCCUGCAGGAGCCGAGCCUGGCCAAACGCCUGCGGGGGACGCCGGAGCGCAUCGAGCUGGAGAACUACCGCCUGUCCCUGCAGAGGGAGGAGGAGCUGGAGGAGGUGCCCGAGGAGACGCUGGCGGAGCACAACCUGAGCAGCGUGCUGGACAAGGUCACAGAUGCUGACCUGGGUUCCAGUAGCUCAGAGUCCGACAUGGAGGAGGAGGACGAGCAGGAGGAUCAGGAGGAGGUGGAGGUGGAGGAGCACCUUCCCAGCCCCUCGGACCUCGGCGGCGUCCCCUGGAAGGAGGCGGUGGAGCUCCACGCCAAGCUCCGGGGCGAGGAGGGCGAGGAGGGCGAGGCUCAGGCUGACGCCGUCAGCAGAGACGGGGAGUUAGACGAGGAAGAGGAGGAGGACGAGGAGGAGGAAGAGGAGGAUGAGGAUGAAGAGGAGGAGUCUAGCGAUGAGGGCGAUUACUGCCCCUGGGACAGAGAGCUCCAGUCAGGCCUCUGGCUGGACAAGUUCCUCACAGACGAAGAGGAUGUUGGUACUUUUAAAGCCAGGAACCUGCAGAUCCAACAAGUCCUGCAGCCUGUGGAUCCACACGCCAUUCCAGGUUUGGUGAGACCUCACCUGGACUCUGGGGGAGAUAAGGAUGGCCAGCUGGCCUCGGCCUCCCAACUCUCCCAUCCCUCUGAGCUCACGCUGCCCUCCUCCACAGCCGCUGCCCACACAUCCGCCCGACACGAGGCAGUGAGAGUCUGGUUGGAGUCCCUGUCUGGAGAGCCGUGUGAAGACGAAGAGCUGGAAGCAGAAGCAGACAGUCCAGAUGUGGAGCCGGGUACGGAGAUGGAUCAGGAUGACAUCCCCUCAGACGCCGAAGCUGAGGCACGCUUGCACCCGUCAGAGAACCACGAAGCUCCACACGAGGAAGACAAGAAAUCAGACAGUCUGGGAAUGGCCUCCAGUGUUGAACCAUCCAGCAUCAGCCCCGUGCAGAAGGAAGACAUUGUUCUUUCUCCGCUCCAACCCUCCCCGGAGCCUGAAAAACAGAUAACUCCACUGAAGUCUCCCGGCACCCGCUUCUUCACAGAUCCGUUUAUACCCGAGGAGACGAAGCCCGAGAAGACGGCUCCAUCUCCUGUCGCCAGGAGCCCACUUUCCCCAUUACCUGCAUCUGUCCAGAGUCCUGCUUCUGUUCCUUCUCCUACUCUUGCUGCUUCUCCCGUCAGCGUCGCUGCCUCACCCUCACCUCAUCCUGCCUCACCUCAUCCUGCCUCACCUCUUCCAGCCUCACCUCUUCCAGCCUCACCCGUCAAGUCACCCGUUGCCUCUCCGCUCCAGCCAGCCAACGAGUCACCUGCCAGAUCUCCAGUCAAGUCACCGGUUAGCUCACCAAUCCGCUCCCAGCCCACCUCCCUGCCGGAGACACGUGCACCGAGAUCUCCGGUCUUCCCCCACCGCUCCAUCUGCCCUCUGACAGGAAACCCCCUCUCCCCGAUCUGCGCCCAGCCUCUGCCCUGCCACGAACCCUCGUCGCCUCUCACCUCCGAUUCUCCCGUCAGAACUCAGCCCGUCCCCGCGGUCACUUCCACGCCCAUGACCAAAACGGACAAAACCACGCCCGAGUCUUCAAGAUCUGAAGAUUCCUCGACAGAGGAAACGCCGUCUAAGAAGACAGACAUCAUCGAGGAGUUCUGGCUGAAGAGCGCUGAGAUCAGAAAGAGCCUGGGCCUCUCUCCUCUGGACCGCAGCAGUAAACUCUUAGAGAAGAGCGUCGUUAAAACUCCGCCGCAGGACUCGGCACCUGCCAAGACGCAGUCGGCGCCCGACGUGUCCGAGGAACCGAAGCCUGCGUUCGCCGGCCGAGCUGUCAUUCGCAGAAUCAACAUCACUCUGGAGGGUCAGGUUAUCACUCCUCUGGUUCCCGUGGAGGCCAAGAGUGACGGCUCCGAUAAGAGGGACGUCAGCAGCAGCUCGGGCUUGGGCUUGAAUGGAAGCCUGGCCACCAGCCAGACAGUCAACAGUGACAGCUACAACACGUCUGACUCCACCAUGCUCACCCCGCCCUCCAGCCCGCCGCCGCCUGUGCCUGCUAAUCAGUCUCCGGCCGUGCUCCGGCAGCAGAGACACCAGGUGUCCUGGAGCAACGGGACGGACAAACCUCCACCUGAGCGUGCCAAAGAGCCGGCAAAAACCAAAACUCCCGUUCCCACGCCCAGGACCCAGCUGAGCCCCGUGUCUGCGCCCAAACCUGCACCCAGGAAGGUCUCCUCUCCUCAGGCCACGCCGGAAACUACUCCGGUGGUCGUCAUGAGAGAAAAGAAGAAGCCUCGGCCGCAGGAGGUGAGGAAGUCGUUUGUGGAGACGGUGGAGGAGAUCCCGUUUGCCGACGACGUGGAGGAGGCGUAUGACGAGCGGACGCCAGAAACGAGCAUGAACAAGUAUUACACGCCGCCGACCAGCAAGCCCAGCAAGGAGAGACCUCCCCUGCAUCUGGCGCUAGCGAUGGAAAACGGUAAACCCAAUAUCCCAGCCAACCCAGCCGCUAAGACCCAGAGGGCAACUCAAUUCUCUCCAGAGGCUAAGGAGAUUGCUGAGGAGAGAAUAAGGGCCAGAGAGAAGUCUGUGAAGAGCCAGGCUCUGAAAGACGCCAUGGCCAAGCAGCUGCACAAAAUGAAAGAGUCAGACGUAGACAAGGGUGCCUCACCUAAAGUGGCCUGGAGCGUGACCCCAGACUCAGCCGCAAAAAGCAAGAAGUCCGCCGGAUCUCCAAAGACGUCCGCCGUGAAGGCUUUGGAGUCAAAGAAGGGAGAGACUCUGCCCGAGAGAUUCUUCAGCAGCAACAAGAGCCUGGACAGCUCGGUGGCCUCGUCGGACGGCUCCACCGUGAGUAAGAGCAAGAAACGGAGCUCCCUCUUCUCGCCACGCAAGAACAAGAAGGAGAAGAAGGCCAAGAACGACAGCAGCAGGGUCUCAGGCACUGACGAGACGCCGCCCAAGCACAAGUCUCUGUGGAAGGCUGUGUUCUCAGGGUACAAGAAGGACAAGAAGAAGAAGGACGAUAAGUCGUGUCCGAGCACGCCGUCGUCCAGCUCCACCACUCAGGACUCCGCCAAGAAGAAAACGUCGCCUGUCGGGAGAUCUUCAGCAGACUUGAAAUCACGCCGAAACCUGAGCUUCUCGGAGGACUCGGACCUGUCCUGCGAUGACGUUCUGGAGAGAUCCUCCCAGAAGUCGAAGGCAGAUCGGCACAUGGACAUCUUUGACUUAGUGUCAGGCAUGCAGAAGGAGGCGAUAAAGGAGGAGAAGGUGGAGAAGGAGAGAAGGAGGGAGUUGAAGGAGAGAAAGAGGGUGAAAGAGAGGCAUAAGGAGAGGGAGCGUGAAAAGGAGGUUGAGCGAGAGAAGGAGAAAGACGAAGAGGAGUCUGUGUAUGUCCCUCACGCACUGGCGUUCAAGAGAUCGUAUGCCACAAAGAAAACCUACACGGAGGAAGAGCUGAAUGCCAAGCUGACGCGCCGAGUCCAGAAAGCUGCACGGCGACAAGCCAAGCAGGAGGAACUCAAGCGGCUGCACAGAGCUCAGAUCAUCCAGAGACAGUUGGAGCAGGUGGAGGAGAAGCAGAGGCAGCUGGAGGAGAGGGGCGUGGCUGUGGAGAAAGCUCUGAGAGGAGAAGCAGACUAUUGGGGAGAUUCUAAUUACAGUGAAAUCCUGGACUUGCAUCUGGGCGGUAUGGGCAAGAAGGACGACCCCAAGCUGAUGCAGGAGUGGUUCAAGCUGGUGCAGGAGAAGAACGCCCUGGUCCGCUAUGAGUCAGAACUCAUGAUAUUUGCCAGAGAGCUGGAGCUGGAGGACCGACAGAGCCGACUGCAGCAGGAGCUCCGGGAGAGGAUGGCUGUGGAAGAUCACCUGAAAACCGAGAAGGAGCUGGCUCAGGAGAAGCAGAUCCUGAACGAGAUGCUGGAGGUGGUGGAGCAGCGCGACGCCCUGGUGGCCCUCCUGGAGGAGCAGAGGCUCCGGGAGAAGGAGGAGGACAAAGACCUGGAGGCUGUCAUGCUCUCCAAAGGAUUCAACCUCAACUGGGCCUAACGGGAGGGAAAUAAUUGCUCGUCAAGUUUUUGGGGUUUUCAGCUUGUCAGACGGUCAUCUCUGCAUUUGAUUAGUCUGCUGAACACUGACACAGGCGGUCGGUCUGUCACACCUACAGCAGUGAAUGUGUAAAGACUCCCCCUAACACAACACACACACUCACACACACACACACACACACACACACACACACACACACUCACUAGGGCUGCCUCUGACAUUGAAGCAGUCUGCAGCGUUUACAUAUCUUCUGCCCAAAGGCAGUCCGAGUUAAUCACUCUGCAGUUUUUGCUCUCUCUCUCUCUCUGUGGGUGGAGAGGCGAGUGUAUUCACAACUUUAUCAUCCCAGCCUUGAAGUGGAUCCUCUCAUGCCAGAGGAGGAGGAGGAGGAGGGAGGAGGUGGUGGUGGUGGUGGUGGUGGGGGGCCUUUGGGAGAAUGUUUAAAGACUCUCGAUUAUUUAAAGGGAAGAAUGCAGUUCGGUCCUGCUGAUGUAAAGGAAAUUGUAAAAAAGAAGAAGUGUUUUUGUGUAUAGUUGUGUAGAACAUGUGACGUUCUGAGCAGACGAGGGUCGCCGGUCUCCCGCUAAGGAAGCGACGGAGGUGCGUUUAAAGGCUGCGGCGAUGUCUCCAGGCUCGGGCUUUCAGUCUGCGACUGCAGGACGGACAUCCUCUGAAGCUGCCUUUCUUUUCUUUGACAAACUGACUUCAGCAUCCUAAUGAACCACAAACAGGCCAUGAAAGGCUCCUUUUUUCUCUGCCCCCCUCCCCCCCACAGAGCGGCUGGUGAGUCAACACUAAGAAUCCAUUAAAUAUGGCCAUGUUGGGUUUUUUUAAAUGUAUUUAUUAUCUUUGUUUGCUUUUAACAGAUAAGCAUUUUAUUUUUCUUUUGCAUUCACAGGAGAGUGCCCAGAAUCUCAUUAUCUUGCACUCGUGCAUAACUGCCGUGCACUCGUAGGCCGUUGCAUGUCAGGAACGAAGGCUGCAGGCACAUAGAAGAACUUUACAUCGUCUUUGGUAUUUAGGACGCAGAGCUACAAACUCGUUAUAUGAACAUUUAAGCAUUUCACCAUGAUGACGGGCCUCUCCGUGAGAUGCCGUUCACUGUACAUCACACUGACGUUUACAAACACCUGCUCAAUAUGGAUUCGGAUGGUUCUGGUGAACAGCACCGACGUAGUGCGGCUGUCCGAGAACUGUAUUAACAAUGUGAUUUAUUAAUGACUCUGACGUCAUUGUUGUUAACGGGAGAUCGUACGUCACACGUUUCGUGCCACAGGACUGUCUCUGUUUGUGAACAUGCUGCGAUAUCGGACAGCGUGAUCACGUCACCCUCCAACAAGAUGCCUUCUUUCAUUUUCAUUCUUAAGUUAUAUUUUGGUUUUUCUGACGUAUCCGUGUGUCCCACUGGAACUGGUUUUGUUUGAGUUUUUUUGUCCCCCCACACAAACAGCAUCGAUCAUCUGAAACAGGCCACUCAACCAAUGCAACGUGAGCGACUUGAAUCAAACUUUAUGGUUUAUCUGGUGAGCGGUUAAAUGUAAAAGCCGUGUUUUUUUUGUUUUUUUGGCUCUUAGAUUUGACUGUAAAAACUGUAAAAAUCCAAGCGGCCCUUGUUUUCCAGCACAGAAACACUAGCGGCUGUAUGUAUGACUUGGUAUGAGCUGUGAAUAAAAACACACAAAAACAAAGUUACACGAUUUUAAGGGUUGUUGUUUUAGAUGGUGUGUGCUCAGUUUGACAUGAUUGUAUUGAUAUUUAUUAACAUGUGUGCAAAUUGUAUUAUAUGUAAAGAAAAUGAAUCCUAAUUUUUAAAAAAAACAAAAACUGUUCUGUUGACACAUGACUUGUAAUGUAAAUGCUUCAUGUAGCUAAAAUACAUAGGGGUGUUGGAUGUAUGCUGAAAACAGCAAUAAAACAAUGCAGUUGUUCUUUUA